AUGUUGAGAGCGCAUCUGAAUCGAUUCCUGGAGCUUCUGGUUCUUCUCUCCUUGGCGUUCGCCAUUUGCUCUGCAGCGCCGAAUGCCACGAACUGCGGUCAUCGGUGCGGCGGAGGCGACUGCAUCGAACUGGACCAGCUAUGUGACGGAGUAGCCAACUGCUUGGAUGGCUCCGAUGAGACGGUAGCCAUGUGCCAGAACGUCUGGUGUCCGGGCUAUGGAUUCCGCUGCAGCUACGGAGCGUGCAUAGCCAGCACGGCGGUCUGCGAUGGCGUGCGGGACUGUGUGGAUGGAUCCGAUGAGGAGGGAUGGCUGUGCCGAGCGCAGAUGCAGCAGGCCAACUGCGACAACUGGGAAAUGUACUGCUCCUCCGGCCAGUGCAUGCCCUACUCCAAGCUGUGCGAUGGGGUCAGGGAUUGCCGGGAUGGAGACGACGAGCAGGAGUCCCUCUGCGAAGGAGUCGCUCUACCAACAACUACUGUUAGAUCAACUACUGUGACCACGGAAAGCGAUGUCAUUAAGAUAACUCCCACUGUGACCAUGAUAAUGCGACCUGGAACCAAUCUUAUUGAAGAGAAAGGGGAAUGCACGAUUCCACAGCUGCCAAAUGUGAUAGUUAAGCACUUUACUGAUGCAAUCCUAACUGCCGGAUCCAGAGUAGCCAAUGGCACCCGGAUUUACUACGACUGUCCAGCUGAGCACUCACUAAAAGGAGAGGAUCGGAACAUUUGCAAAGACUCUUUGUGGAUUAAAAAGUUUCCUUAUUGUGAAACACCCCAAGCCUUCAUCUUUAGCCUGGUAAUAUCAAUAUUUGCAUUCCUAGUCGUUGUAUUGAUAUUCCUGAUUUGGCGGGUUCGUCGGGAAAAUGGAGAAAGGAGGCAACGUGAGGAGCACAUUUGGCUGGUGGAGACAAACAGUACUAAUCCCAGACAACCUGGUAUACCAAAGGUCUAA
This is a messenger RNA of Drosophila takahashii, 954 nucleotides long. RefSeq names its product modular serine protease. The record is from RefSeq and is a predicted model, not a curated record. Lineage: Eukaryota; Metazoa; Arthropoda; Insecta; Diptera; Drosophilidae. Gene Ontology annotation, molecular function: protein binding. Gene Ontology annotation, cellular component: plasma membrane.